Molecule: messenger RNA, 3720 nt
Organism: Phascolarctos cinereus (koala)
Lineage: Eukaryota; Metazoa; Chordata; Mammalia; Diprotodontia; Phascolarctidae
Source: RefSeq, a predicted model, not a curated record
UUUUUUUUUUUUUUUUUGGUACCAUAGAGUUGCACUGAAAACAGAAGAUAGAGGGAGUCUCGGAGCUCGCCAUCUCCAGCGAUCUCUACAUUGGGAAAAAACAUGGAGUCAGCUCCCGCAGCCCCCGACCCAGCCGCCAGUGAGCCGGGCAGCAGCGGCUCCGAAGCGGCCGCCGGCUCCAGGGAGACCCCGCUGAACCAAGAAUCCGCCCGGAAAAGCGAGCCGCCGGCUCCAGUGCGCAGACAGAGCUAUUCCAGCACCAGCAGAGCUGACCAAAUUGAAGCGUGUGGGUUUCCAGGAUUAAAGAACACUAGUGCAUUAAACGGGAAACAAACCUCUCCAAAAUCCCAAGGUAUUUCGGUAACAAAGAAGACACAUACAUCUCAAAUUGAAAUUAUUCCAUGCAAGAUCUGUGGAGACAAAUCAUCAGGAAUCCAUUAUGGUGUCAUUACAUGUGAAGGCUGCAAGGGCUUUUUCAGGAGGAGUCAGCAAAGUAAUGCCACGUACUCCUGUCCUCGUCAGAAGAAUUGUUUGAUUGAUCGAACUAGUAGAAACCGCUGCCAACACUGUCGAUUACAGAAAUGCCUUGCUGUAGGGAUGUCUCGAGAUGCUGUAAAAUUCGGUCGGAUGUCAAAAAAGCAGAGGGACAGCUUAUACGCCGAGGUACAGAAACACCGAAUGCAGCAGCAGCAGCGAGAUCACCAGCAGCAGCCUGGAGAGGCAGAGCCGCUGACACCUACCUAUAAUAUCACCACCAAUGGGCUCACGGAGCUUCACGACGACCUCAGUAAUUACAUUGAUGGUCAUACCCCUGAAGGUAGCAAAGCAGACUCUGCAGUUAGCAGCUUCUACUUAGACAUACAGCCUUCUCCAGAUCAGUCGGGUCUUGAUAUUAAUGGAAUCAAACCAGAACCAAUAUGUGACUACACACCAGCAUCGGGCUUCUUCCCUUAUUGCUCUUUCACAAAUGGAGAGACUUCUCCGACUGUAUCCAUGGCAGAAUUAGAACACCUUGCACAGAAUAUUUCCAAGUCACAUAUGGAAACUUGCCAAUACUUGAGAGAGGAACUACAGCAGAUAACAUGGCAGACCUUUCUCCAGGAAGAGAUUGAAAACUAUCAGAACAAGCAAAGAGAAGUAAUGUGGCAGUUGUGCGCGGUCAAAAUAACAGAAGCUAUUCAGUACGUAGUGGAGUUUGCCAAACGCAUUGAUGGAUUUAUGGAACUGUGUCAAAAUGAUCAAAUUGUGCUUUUAAAAGCAGGUUCUUUGGAAGUGGUGUUUAUCAGAAUGUGCCGUGCCUUUGACUCUCAGAACAACACCGUAUACUUUGAUGGGAAAUAUGCUAGCCCUGAUGUGUUCAAAUCCUUAGGUUGUGAAGAUUUUAUUAGCUUUGUUUUUGAAUUUGGAAAGAGUUUAUGUUCUAUGCACCUGACUGAAGAUGAGAUUGCAUUGUUUUCUGCAUUUGUGUUAAUGUCUGCAGAUCGCUCGUGGCUGCAGGAGAAGGUAAAAAUAGAAAAAUUACAGCAGAAAAUUCAACUAGCACUUCAGCAUGUCCUACAGAAGAAUCAUCGGGAAGAUGGAAUAUUAACCAAGUUAAUAUGCAAGGUGUCUACAUUAAGAGCACUAUGUGGACGACAUACAGAAAAGCUUAUGGCAUUUAAAGCAAUAUACCCAGACAUUGUGCGACUUCAUUUUCCUCCGUUAUACAAGGAGUUGUUCACUUCAGAAUUUGAGCCAGCAAUGCAAAUUGAUGGGUAAAUGUUAUCACCUAAGCACUUCUAGAAUGUCUGAAGUACAAACAUUAAAAAAAAAAAUUAACCAAGACACUUUAUAUGGCCCUGCACAGACCUGGAGAGCCAACACACUGCACAUCUUUCGGUGGUCGGGGUCAGGCAAAGGAGGGGAAACAAUGAAAACAAAUAAAAGUCGAAUUUGUUUUUCUCAUGCAUAUGAUUUCCAUUAUGCCUACAGAUAUGGACCCUUUUUCUGUCUUGGCUUCUUGAUCUUUGACCUCUGUUUACAAGGUUGUCUUUUCUUGUAGUUCACUGCCCACAGACUUUCUACCGAGUAAUCAGUCUUUCUAGUCAGAACAGAGAAGUCCAAUAGUAACCAGGGACUGCUGGGGAUGCAGAGCAGAGGUUGACUGCCCUGGUUUGUAUAACCUGCUCGUUGUCUCAUGAAGGAAGAUUUUUAUUUUUUUCACCUAUUAUUGCCAGUAGGCAGGACAGCACGGAAAGGGUCCAUAGCAAUAGCAACAAUAGCAUUAUAAUAUAUUACAGGGUAAAUGGGCAUGAAGACUAUAUAUAGCUAAAGAGAUAUUGUUUAUAUAUUGUUUUAAUUAAUAUAAAAUGUAGUAACUGGUAUAGCUUUUCUUGUUGAAUUGAUAAGGCACUUUUCAUUUUGCACCUUUUUUCUUUAAAUUAAAUGCUAGCGUGUUCAUUGUUGUGUCGCACGUGCACCAGAAAGGCAAGUUUAACUGAAAAAAAAAAAAAGGCUUGGAAGGUACGUGAGGAGGUGUUUAUGCUGCUGUUUUCAAAAAUACUUUUAAAAGAAUGGCUGGUCAUAUCUAGAAAUGAUUAUGUUCAUUUUUUACACAUGGAAUUUGAGUCUGAAACUGACAUAGCCCUAAAGGAUGCUUUGCCUUUUGGCAAGUUUUAAAAAACGAAUGUAUUUAAGCUUCCUACAAAGUAUAAUUGCAACUCUAGGUGGAGACUGAGCAUGUAGACUGUUAGGCACAUUUUGGAAAAGUUUUUAAAUGCUAUUUAUUCUCCUAUCCCUGACCCUGUAAAUCCCAUAGCCCUAAUUAUGCAGAAUCCAGUAUUUAUAUUUAGAUACCUUCCAGUAGCAAUCAUUGAGCUUUGGAACAAAUCAGUAACCAGUGUAUUUAUUGGAAUUAACUUUUUACUACCAGAACAAAUUUGUGGUCAUAAAGCACAGACUAAGGGGAGGCAUGAAUUAGGGGCAAAAGGGGUGGAGAAGCAGUUCUCAUGGGUUCUUAUUAUACUGUGGGAAUCCUGAAAGCAUACCACCGAAUAAACUAUAGCUAUUCUCAUAUUCUAGAAUUCUAGAAAAUAUUGCACUUUUCAUUUUGUAGGCCACAGAGGGUAGAACAGAGGCAAGAUAUGUUGAACCAUUUUAUCUUAUUUGUUAAAUAGUAAGCAAAAUGUCUUUAUGUUUAGAAAGUGAAGCUGAUACCACCAGUUCGUAGUGUUUUCAGUAGGAAAAUCAGGGCUGCCAUUUAUUUUGGCAUAUCAUUAGGAAUACAGUUGGAGUUUUCACGCAGUGGGAGAAGGGAGAUUUCCCCCAUUCCCAUAGGAAAGGAGUAAUAUCAAGGCACAGUGAGCUCAUUUCCAGAACAGGAUUGUCAUUCCUUCCUCUUAAGUCUAUAAAUGUUCGUUUUGGUCCUACAAGGUGUCAUACUGAGUCCAAAACAUGAGAUUCAUACAUCUGAUUUUCUAUUUUGUGUGUGUGUGUUGAACUCUUCAGCCCUGUUACCCAUGUGCUAGUCUAUGCCUCAGGGCAAAAAGUAUUUGAUGGCUGUGAUAUCAUUUGAUAACCAUUACACAUGCGAGGACCUGAAUAUUUUCCUUCUAUUUCUUCGUGCUAGAAGCAAAAGAGUAGUGCCAAAUGUAUCUUCAAGGACAGUUGGGUUUUUGGUUUUUGGGUUCUUUUUUCAGUAGCAGGCUGGAACUCACACACAGAAAAAGAAUGUGUAAAACC